This is a messenger RNA of Tripterygium wilfordii, 1958 nucleotides long. RefSeq names its product probable transcription factor KAN2. NCBI's taxonomy places the organism in Eukaryota, Viridiplantae, Streptophyta, Magnoliopsida, Celastrales, Celastraceae. Gene Ontology annotation, cellular component: nucleus. Gene Ontology annotation, biological process: regulation of DNA-templated transcription; abaxial cell fate specification. The record is from RefSeq and is a predicted model, not a curated record. The transcript is spliced from 6 exons. Gene Ontology annotation, molecular function: transcription cis-regulatory region binding. The coding region runs from base 313 to 1443 and encodes 376 amino acids.
CAAAAUAAACAACCAUUCACUUCAUACCUUGUCAUCUCUCUCUCUUCUUUCUUCCUCUCAAAAUCUCUUCUUUUCUUCUGCAACUACUCUCCCUCAAUUUGAUCCUCCCAAACAAACAAAACAAAACCCAGAAAAUUUUAACCCUAAUAAUUCAAAACCCAUCUGCCCAGAUCCCCUGACAAAUUCAAACCUCAACACAUACAUACUUCUAUUAACUACACCACUAACAGAAAGGAAGAGCAAGAAGAAGAACAAAAGAGAGAGGAUCUUGGUUAGUUAGGGUCUUGUUUGGGGUUUUGGUAAUUAGAAGAGAUGGAGUUGUUCCCAGCACAACCAGAUUUGUCUCUACAAAUCAGUCCACCAAACAGUACUACUACUAAACCCACAUCAACAUGGAGGAGAAGCAGCUCUACUACUGAAGAAGAUAUGAAUUUGGGGUUUUGGAAGAGAGCUUUGGACUCAAGAAACUCUAGUUUUGAUCUCUCACUCUCUAAUACAAAUCUCUCAAGGGUUUCUUCAGAGUCCAAUAACUCCAACCACAACCACCAUUUCCACACUCUUAAUGCUAACAACAAUAUCUUCCAAACAAGCCACUAUUUCCCUCCCCAAAAUCAUCAACUCCAAGGAGGGUUGAGUCAAGAACUUGGUUUCUUGAGACCCAUUAGAGGAAUUCCUGUUUACCGUCAAAACCCUCAUCCUUCUUCUUCUCCUAAUCAAUUCCCAUUUGUGCAACAAUCUUUUAACACAAUUACUUGUGCUUCUCAAUCUUCUCCUUCUUCUAUUAGAACUAAUUUCGAUAAUAAUUCAAGUGGUCUUCAUCAUCAUCAUAGGCACCAUCAUCAACCUCAUAUGAUGAGAUCAAGAUUCAUGCCAAGGUUUCCGGCUAAGCGAAGCAUGAGAGCACCGAGGAUGCGGUGGACAACGACACUCCAUGGUCGCUUUGUUCAUGCUGUUGAACUCUUGGGGGGCCAUGAAAGGGCUACACCCAAAUCAGUUCUUGAACUCAUGGAUGUCAAAGAUCUCACCUUGGCUCAUGUUAAAUCUCAUUUACAGAUGUAUCGGACAGUUAAGACCACGGAUCGAGCCCCAGCUUCCUCAGGACAAUCAGAUGUAUUUGAUAAUGGAUCAUCUGGAGACACGUCAGAGGAUAUGAUGUUUGAUAUUCAGAACCGAAGAAGGUCUGAUCAAUUACCAACUACUCCACAAGUAAGACUGAAUAACCAGGACAAAGAUUACCAUGGCCUCUGGAGCAAUUCUUCAAGCAGAGAAGCUUGGCUGCAUGGGAAACCAAUUGAUUCUGUUUCAAACAUGCAAUCUCUUGAGAACUUGGAUCCUAAUAAUUGCUUAAGCUUUGAGAGAAUAUCACCAUCAGAUGUUAGCUCUUCACCAAGCCCCAAGAAGCCUAAUUUGGAGUUCACAUUGGGGAGGCCAGCAUUGUUAUGAUAUAUAUAUAUGUAUAUGAUUAAUUAUCUAUACAUGUCAAUUUAGUUACUACUACUACAAUGUAGUAUAACUCAUUUUGAAGUGAUGAUUAUUUAUAUAUCUCUUGAGGAAGAGAAUCAGGUGCCCCAGCUGAGAAAAUCAGAGGGAAAAGAAAAGAAGAAAGAGAGAGAGAUAAAGAAAGACAAGGAGACAAGAAAGACAGAAAGCUAACAAAAGGCUAGAAGGGAUUGGGAAAAAAGAGAAGAAGCAAGUCCUUCCUAAUUCCUUAGCCUGUCAAGCUGCUGUGUGUGUGGGAUCCAAUUCCCAUAUAUAUUAUUUAUUAUUCUAGUAUUUUGUUUCUACGUAAAUAUAAAAUCUAUUUUUUUUAAUUUCUUUAGUUCUUCUAUUCUAGAGAGAGAGAGAGAGAGAGAGAGCCUUUUAACAAUAUGAAAUGAUACUUGGUAUUUGUAAUGGAGCAAUUAAUUAAAUAUUAUGUGUUUUUGUUUAUUUUUGCCUAAUGAGUAUUAGGGUUUUAA